CGUGCGUCUGAAUGAAAAACGCGUCCGAAUUUCUUUUAAUAUUUUUGCUCAUAUUAUUAUAAAAAUUGCAACGUAUUUGUUUUUUAAUUUAUAGUCUGAGAAAUGUGUAUUUAUUCUAUGGUAUUGGUGUAUGUGAUGUGAUAAUGUGAUGUGCAAUUUCGUCUGAAAUGGAGACAAAUGCAAAUCAGAAGGUGUCGUGCAUAGUAAACUACGCGUACGACGCGUCGGAGCCAGACGAGCUAUCCAUUCGUCCGGGGGACGUGGUGCGGGACGUAGAGCGGCUGCCAGGCGGAUGGUGGCGCGGCGAGCUGCGCCAGCGCCGCGGCAUGUUCCCCGACAACUUCGUCUCCGUGCUUAACGACCAUGCUACUGGCAGGUCAUCGGUGCAGGGCCGGUGUCGAGCGGUGUUCAGCUACCAGCCUGCCAACCCUGAUGAGCUGCCUCUCUGCGUUGGAGACGUCCUCGACGUACUUGGGGAGGUCGAAGAAGGGUGGUGGCAGGGGCGGCGGCAGGGCCGCGUCGGCGUGUUCCCCUCCAACUUCGUAGUCAUGCUGGACGCGCAACCCGCGGCCGCCUUCGAGCCAGCGCCCGCGCUCCCACCCAAACCCGUGAAGGAGCAGUGCCGCGUGUUGUUCCCGUACACGGCGGUGAACGACGACGAGUUGACCCUGGCUGAAGGCGACAUCGUGAGCAUCGUGUCGAAGGACGCGCCCGACCGCGGCUGGUGGCGCGGCGAGCUGCACGGCCGCCAGGGACUGUUCCCGGACAACUUCGUGCAGAUCAUACCCGCCGUUGCACAAGAUGCAGAGGAGAAGAAACCAGAGCGACCGCCGAGCAAGACGUCCAACGCUGUCUACCCCAUACUCAACAAGUACUCGGAGAAAACCGCCUCCGUCAAAGAACUGACCACUUCUAAAAUAAGUUUGCACAAAGAGAACACAAUAAGCAAGGAGAGCAGCACACAAAGUACAGUCACGCACACAAACAAGAGCGAGUCGGAGAAGCUGAUACACAGCGAGACGGUCUCCGAUGGAACCUUAGACGGACAGAUAAAGAAACCUCCAGUGCCAUUGAAGAAGAGCCCUACACCCACAUCGGCCGUCACCGGGCUGUUCAGCGGGCUCAAGAGCAAGAUGCUGCCGAACGCUGACAAAGAGAAAGAGAAGUCCCCGGCGGCGGCGGCGUCGAGCGGCAGCAGCAGCGGCAGCGGCGGCGAGUGGGACCGGCCGGACGGCGCCGCGCAGGCGCGCCCCGCCAGCACCUUCGACCACGUCGAGCGGAACUCCAUACUCAACGACCCGCGCGCCGGCAGAGUGAAAGCACCAAGGCGACGGCCGCCCAGCCAAACACUCCGCGACGACACCCCACUACAAAUUGGACUCAGUAAUGGACAUGAAGACUUGCUUGACCCAGGCAACCCUGUUCCAGCUGAAAAAACUCUGACAGAGAAGGCGGAAGAGAUCAAGCCUCGUACUCGCGAGUGGGAGAAACACCGCGCGCCGUGGAUGGAGGAGCUGAAGCUGAACCAGGCCAAGAAGACCAGCUUCGGGGCCGAGGGCAAGUCGCGCUCCGUGAGCUCAGACGCCGGCGUCGCGGGCAAGACGACCACCGGCAGCACUGACCGAAUUCUAGACUGCGGCUUAGAAGAAAAACGGUCGACACAUUCAAUGGAAAUGUCCAAAAGCACGUCGUCUAUCAGCAGCCGGAUAUCAGUCCUGGAGAGCUUCGAUGAGACGAAGGUCCGCCACUCGCUGGAGUCCAAGAAGGAUGUGGCACCCCCGCCCCCCACCAGCGAGCCCCCCAGCAACAAGCCCACGGCACAGUCGCCCACCGCCGCGGGCCGCACGUUCACGACAAUGCUGGACGAGCUGAAGAAGCCGGCGCCGCCCGCCGCCACGGCGCGCACGCACAACGACAUCGACAAGUCCCCCCACAGGAGCGAGAGGACCACGCUCACGGCCGAGAAGCAAAGCGAGCUCACGAAGCUGUCAAGCGGGGUGUUGGACAAGACAAGUACUGUGGAGAGAAUGGAGAAGACGACCGAGGAGAGGAGCAUAGGGGAUAAAGUGAGCUCUCUGGAGAGGCGAGGUCACAAGGGCGACCGGAGUGAUGUGGAGGCGUUAGUCGCGCAGCUCAAUAAUAGGAUAACAAACUUGGAGAAGCUACUAGAAGUUCAAAAUGCGAAGUUCAACGCGGCCAUCGCCGAGCUGACCACCAAGUUGAACAUGGAGACGGAGAAGAGACAGGCUCUGCAGGCCGAGGUGGAGAAACUGGCGCACUGCGUCACCUCCGUGUAGGGAUACACCAAAUAUUCGCAGCACUCCUACAGCACUUUAGCACAUUAUGAUUCCAGAACACACCAUCUAAUUUUAUUUUAAGUUAUACCCGUCAUUUUCUUAUCCGCCGAAAAGAAAGGAGACGGGUAAUCUACAGGCAUAAAAUUUAUGGGACAUUCAAUUUUCGGCAGAAAUUUAAACAACACUCAAAAUUUUACAUUACCCAAUAACCCGAGAGUAAAGGUUAAGUUGGCAGCUUCUUAACACGCUCGUCCCGGCAAGAGCUGCGGGUUCAAGCCCCGUCCAAGUCAGAUUUUUCUUUCGAUUUAAUUUUAAAUUUGACAGCACACGUUUAACGCCCGAGUUAUUCAUUCAUUUAAAAAAUUACAAGCCGUCAAUCAUUCGUCCCUUUACUUUUGCGCGGAUAACAAUAUUAUAGGUGUAACUUAAAAUAAAUUUAGGUGUCUGCAGGAAUCAGCUUCCUCAUUAAAUAUAGCUUGUUUAGAAUAAUAACAGGACAGGGACAAAGUAUACAGUAUUGGUGCUGAACUAUCGAUAGAUAACCUUGAAAAUCAUCUAUACUGUCGAUAGUUUGUUGUCGAUAGUAGUGACUACUGCAAGAACUAUCUACAGUAUUGUUUUUUUUACUAUCGAUAGGCAACACUAUUAUAUAUAAUUAAAACACAUAAUACGGGUUCUUACCGCGUUUUAUUGUGUUAUUAUGUGUUUUAAUUAUGAUAAUAACCGCGUAAACUUAAAACAAUGUAUAACACUUUUAUACAAUCUAGUCACACCCCGGACACUACAUAGAAUAAUAUGUUUCUUACACAGACUGUACAGUCCGACCGACGGUAAAUUCCACUUGAUAUCAAUUCAGAAUCAUGGUCUGAAUCAUCCCUCUAAAGUUUUCAUUACGAUGUCACUAACACCCUGUAUAUAUCAUAAUGCUAUAUUUGAUGAGGUAUAUAAUCUGCUACAGUGUUACGAGUGGUCAGGGGCCUUAUUUUUGAAUCGCUCACCUUCAACUCGCGUGCGAAAAUGUAUACCUGUCUCAUCUUGCAAAUAGCAAGUUCUGAUGUGCUGCGUGAAAUAGGUAUAUUAUAUAUGUUCGAACGUGACUUGUAGGCGAGCGUUCAGAAAUAAGGCCUCAGGUUACAGAUGUAUUUUUAAUAAAGCUCGAUUCUAACAUGAUACCUCAAUAACACAAGGUCACGUCACAUUUUCGAAAAAAAAAAGGCUGUAUGUGGUGUAUUCUUCACUUGUAUUUUAUAUUUCUAUUUUACAUUCACAUUGGUUCUGAUUCCAGUACUCAGCAUCUAAUUUUAUUUUAAGUUAUACCAGUCAUUUUCUUAUCCGCCGAAAAGGAAAGGGACCGGUAAUCGACAGGCAUAAAAUUUAUGGAACACAUGACAAUUUUAGGUAGAAAAAAAUAAUAAUUAAAAAAAAUACACUUCCAGAAUGGUAUAUUGGUCAAUAACCCGACAGAAUUAGCAUUAGAAUAGAUAUAUAGAAUUAGCGAGAUGCCUAUUUUAUUCGUCCGGGUUAUUCAUUCAUUUUAAAAUUAACAGUUGUCAAUCAUCCGUCCGUCCUUUUCGGCGGAUAAGAAAAUUACGGGUAUAACUUAAAUUAAAUUAGGAGGUGUAUGCAGGAAUCGGGCCCAAUAUUUGUAUCAAGAUUAAUUUCUAAACGAUAAAGGGCACAUCAUAUAAAGUCUACGUUUGAUGACAUACACAAAAUCAUGUAUAUUUACCACCGGGGUAAGCAGAGAUUAUGAAAUUUAAUUUGCUUCGAUCCUACACUACAUACUGUGUAUGUACAGAUGCUAUAUUAUUUAUUUAUUUAUUGCUGUACUAUUGUACAUAGGAGUAGCCUACGCCCUACAGUUGAUUAAGGUGUGGGCACAGGAAGGACCAUCAGCCCAUCGGUGGCCCAUCAGUGGGACAUAUAUGGGCUGUUUGUAUAAUGUUCAUGAUCAAUGACCAUACAUCAUAUCCCAAACAUUAUCCCGUUUAUUCACAGGGCCGUUAACCUAACCUGUAGAUUUGACGGGUCGGUUUUUUACAGACGCGACUGCCUGUCUGACCUUCCAACUCGAGAAGGAAAUACCAGUCCAUUACAGGUUAUAUUAAUACAAGCCUCUUAAAAUAUAGUAUAGAUACUAAAUGAUGUAUCAAGCAAUUUGUGUAUUGAUUUACUUCUAACGUCAUGUGAGGGUCGAGCUUAAAAAUGGGUUUGAUCAAACCUAUAACACGAUUCAACAAGAGGAUUGCUUAUACGUAAAUAAGUGACGUUAUAUUUAACACAAUAGUUACAAUCAUGGUGUAAGAAAACCAGGUAUGCUCUAUCCUAUGACAAGCCACCAUUGCUAGCCCUUUGAUGACGUAAGUGUUACCACUGAAUUGGUAUCUCCAACAUUCCAAGGACGUAAAUUUAUUAAGCGUAUUACUAUCACUUGAUACAUUAUAAAAAUCAUUGAAAAAGUAAGUAUUUUUUAUACUAAAAAUUCUAAUUUGCCUUGCAAAGUAAAUUGAAAACAUUAAUCGUGGGUAAUUAUUUUUUAUGAAAUGGCAACGCAGGGUGUGAUGAUGUCACCGCGCCUAACAUUGAAAUGUUAGCUGUCACUUUUG
Pectinophora gossypiella (pink bollworm) is the source of this 4903-nucleotide messenger RNA. Its product is annotated as SH3 domain-containing kinase-binding protein 1-like. NCBI's taxonomy places the organism in Eukaryota, Metazoa, Arthropoda, Insecta, Lepidoptera, Gelechiidae. Gene Ontology annotation, molecular function: protein binding. The coding region runs from base 168 to 2297 and encodes 709 amino acids. The record is from RefSeq and is a predicted model, not a curated record. The transcript has 16 exons.